This is a messenger RNA of Photinus pyralis (common eastern firefly), 2023 nucleotides long. RefSeq names its product palmitoyltransferase akr1 (gene Patsas). The record is from RefSeq and is a predicted model, not a curated record. NCBI's taxonomy places the organism in Eukaryota, Metazoa, Arthropoda, Insecta, Coleoptera, Lampyridae. The transcript has 5 exons. Gene Ontology annotation, molecular function: palmitoyltransferase activity; protein binding. The coding region runs from base 179 to 1768 and encodes 529 amino acids. Gene Ontology annotation, biological process: protein palmitoylation. Gene Ontology annotation, cellular component: Golgi membrane.
AGCGCAAGAUCAAUAUAGUAAACGCAUAUUGUUUUUGCAGUAAGCAGAAAAAUAACCGCAUUAAAUCAAUUUAAUUUUUCGUGUGGGGGAUAAAACAGUCGUCAGAACGCCUAGUAAAGUGUAUCCGAGCCCUGGCACGGCCCAAAACGUAUGGGCUUUGCCUCAGACCUCCUGUAGUAUGGUAGCGGAUACAGAUAAUCCAAAUAACACGAUCAACUACGAAAGGGAUGCAAAUAGGUAUUCCACGGAGCAAGAGUCGUCGGACGCGUACGAUAAAACGAUUUUCGAUGUAGUUAAGUCGGGGGAAACGCAAGACAUAGAAAAUCUUGUCGAAAAAUUAGGUGUGCAAAUUCUGCGGGCACGAGACGAAUGGGGUUACACGCCGGCUCACUGGGCAGCCCUAGAUGGCAACGUGGAAAUAAUGCGUUACUUCAUAGACCGAGGCGCUCCGGUCGACUUGCCAUGCUUGGGCACGCAAGGGCCAAAACCGAUACACUGGGCGUGCCGAAAAGGACACGCGGCCGUAGUUCAAGUCCUUCUCCAGGCGAAAGUCGCUGUAAAUUCCGCCGACUUCAAAGGACUGACGCCCCUAAUGACAGCGUGCAUGUUUGGAAGAACUGCGACCGCCACGUAUCUGUUGGGAAUGGGCGCCCUGCAUCAUUUAGUUGAUAUCAAUGGCGAUACAGCCUUACACUGGGCCGCUUACAAAGGCCACGCGGAUGUUAUAAAGUUACUGAUGAAUUCUGGCGUAAAUUUACAAAAAUCCGACCAUUUUGGAUCUACUCCUUUGCACUUGGCAUGUCUGUCUGGUAGCGUGCCUUGUGUUAAAAUUCUAUGUGAAAAAAGUAGUAUUGACUUAGAGCCGCUUGACAAGAACGAUAAGACCCCUUUGAUGUUGGCCCAAAGCCAUCGCCAUUGGGACAUAGUGCAGCUAUUACAAGCGGAAAAGAAACGUCGAUCCAGUUGGUUUCCGCCCAUCUCCGACAUUUGGGGGUUGCUAUACGGACGUGCCGGUAAUUCGAAGUGCCCACUGGUAAUUUUCAUGGUCUCCGUAAUUCUCUGGGGUUACCCCAUGUACAUAAUUAGAUGCAUUCCAAUCACAUGGCAUUUACUGCGAGGGUCCCAUUACUGUUUCAUCUACUGGAACUUGGUAAUGUGGAUUUGCUGGAUAGUUGCGAAUCGGCGAGAUCCCGGUUACGUUACCAUGAAUUCUGACUGCUACUACAGGGCAAUUAAUCAAAUUCCGUACUUCGAUAAAUGGAAGAAACGAAACUCAUUUCUCAACAGACUUUGUCACAGUUGUAGAUGUCUGAGACCGCUUCGAGCCAAACAUUGCAGAAUUUGUAACCGAUGCGUUUCCUAUUUCGACCAUCACUGCCCAUUCAUUUACAACUGCGUCGGCCUCAAGAAUCGCCUGUGGUUCUUCCUUUUCGUAAUGAGCGUCGCCAUCAACUGCUCGUACACCAUUUAUUUUGCGACCUACUGCAUCGCAAUUGAAGGCUUUGGAAUUAUGUACAUUCUUGGAUUGCUCGAGGCUUUCGUCUUCUCGGGACUCGGAUGGAUACUAACCUGUACCUCUGUCCUGCACGCCUGCAUGAAUCUCACGACGAAUGAAAUGUUUAAUUACAAAAGAUACCCGUAUUUAAGGGAUAAAAGAGGUCGUUACGCAAAUCCCUUCUCCAGAGGUCCAAUUUUGAAUUUGAUUGAAUUUUUCUUUUGCACGCCAGAUGAUUACGAUGACGAUGAUUUGUUUUAUGAGUAUAUAUGAGGGAAAAAUUAGGCAAUUUCGAGCUUGUAAAUAAUUUUUUAAAUACAUAAAAUGAUAAUUUUUGCAAUAAAAAGCUUUAGAGUUAGUAAAUUUUCACUGCCCUUGCUCUUUUGCAGUGCUGCGUUCCAUGGCCAGAGGUUGAGACGGAUUUUUAAAGGUUUAGGGUUAGGAUCGACAAUUAAGAUUGUUUCCAAUCCCAAAGAUACACAGGCCGCUUGUAGCAUACUUAUUGAUGUGAAGAAUUUCUUUGUACGA